AUGUUUCUCAACAACCCAAACAACCUAUGGGACCCGACCAAUCCGUUUUGGCAAAAUUUGCAAAACAACGAGCAAGAGGACCGCUAUCGCCGAGACCCCCAUACGGGUGAGGUUGCAUAUUAUCCAAUGCCACCAACUUCUCCUCAUCCCACCACUCAACCGAUGCCUCCAUAUUUCGGGUAUUAUUCUCAACCCCCUUUUUUUCCGCCAAACAUGCCAUCACCAAACAUACCCGCCCAAAACACAAGCGAAACCGAUUUCGUUCCCGAAACCCAAGUCAAAACCUCUUCUAUAAAAAAAAGCCAUAAAAAGAAGGAUGAGACCGAAAAACGUACCUCUAAAAAGGUAGAAUUUUGGUCUCCUAAGGAAGAGUUCAAGUUGGCAAAAGCUUGGCUCGACGUGUCGGAGGACGAGAUUGUUGGAGACGACCAAGACAUAAAGGUAUUUUGGGGUCGUAUACGCGAGAAGUUUUUCGUCGCAAUGGGUCGUGGCGUGUAUCGAACCGCCGACUCUUUUUCAGGAAAGUGGGGUGCUAUGAGGCUGAAGGUUAGCAACUUCAACAACAUAUACAAUAACCUCGUCAAUAACACUCGAAGGAGAAGUGGUGCGAGUGACGUCGAUGUCUUGACAGAAGCCCACAACGACUAUAGAAUGCACCAUGGGCAUAUGUUUACGUUGGUAACCACAUGGGAGCUUCUUCGCAAAUCUCCAAAGUGGCAUCUUGUGCCACCGUUCGACCCAACCCGCCCUAGAUCCAAACGGUCCAAAUCGACAUCCACCACCGAACCAUCUGGGUCCGAUGCUCGUACAGUAAUUAAUCUAAACGAGGAUGCUGACGAGUUUGAAGAACCACAAGAACCACAAGAGUUGCCUCGUCCAACUGGUAGGGAUAAAAGUAAAGCCAAGGCACGUGGAAAGUCUACUAAAUCAGAUGGCCCGUCAAAGAUUAGCGAGUUCCAGGUAGAUCUCAAGCAAAUAAUCUCCAUUAGGGAAAAAGACCAAGAAAUGAGAAUGGAGAAACAAAUUGCGAGAGACAUGGACUUUCUCGCAAAGGAUCUGUCACAUCUACCAGAGGUGGACCGAGUCAUUUUGGAGGCUCAAUCAGUUGCUGAUGAACAAGCUUCUAAGGGUCAUGGUGAUAAAAGUGUCGAAAUAAUUUCUCAUGGUACAAUGUUUAGUCCUUAUAAGUCUAAUCUUCAACGCGAACUUAGUGAAGAGGAUCGGAUGUAUGAGUCUCAAAGGAAGAGAUCCAAGAGACUCUCUGAAUGGAAAUGGAGUCAGAUUAUCAAUUUAGAUGAUUCUGAAGAAGAUGACAAAGAAGAAGAACUAGAAGACACAGCCGAUUCAAGCACAAAGAAGAAAAGCGAAUUAAAAAUUCCUCAAGUGUCGAUUCAGAAGAGGAAUAGAUUUCAUUCAACAUAA
Helianthus annuus (common sunflower) is the source of this 1422-nucleotide messenger RNA. RefSeq lists its product as uncharacterized. Lineage: Eukaryota; Viridiplantae; Streptophyta; Magnoliopsida; Asterales; Asteraceae. Bases 1 to 1422 code for a protein of 473 amino acids. The transcript has 5 exons. The record is from RefSeq and is a predicted model, not a curated record.